CUGUCGCUCCGCCCCGGUAUAAAAGGGGCGCCUCCUCCCUUCCCGCCCUUUUUUUGUGCUCAGUUCGUUGUGAAUUCUCCGUGGGGUGACUCCCAGCGCCGUCGCCACUGCCGCUUCCACCCCCUCACAGACGAACUGCGACCGCCAUGGCUGGAGGCAAAGGCAAAGCGGGAAAGGACUCGGGCAAGGCUAAGGCCAAGGCGGUGUCUCGCUCCCAGCGCGCUGGCCUGCAGUUCCCCGUGGGUCGAAUCCACAGGCACCUGAAGACUCGCACCACGAGUCACGGGCGUGUGGGAGCCACCGCCGCAGUCUACAGCGCAGCCAUCCUGGAGUACCUCACCGCCGAGGUGCUCGAGCUGGCGGGCAACGCCUCCAAGGAUCUGAAGGUGAAGCGCAUCACCCCUCGUCACCUCCAGUUGGCCAUCCGUGGCGACGAGGAGUUGGACUCCCUCAUCAAGGCCACCAUCGCUGGGGGAGGUGUGAUCCCUCACAUCCACAAGUCUCUCAUUGGCAAGAAAGGGCAACAGAAGACAGCCUAGCCAGGCCCACAGCUCCCCACUUGCUACACACGGACACCAUUACCACUCACUAGACAUGAACACACGCUACACCAACACACAGACACCAGUACUACUCGCUACACACACACGCUACACAUGAACACACGGACACCGGUACUACACGCUACACACGGACACGCGAUGGAGACGUGAACAGGCAGACUCGUUCACCGCACACACUCGCAUAUACACACUCGCACGAUACGCCACGGACAUUCACACACCUCUCGUUCACUCGCACGGACAUUCGCACACCACUCGUACACUUGCACGAUACGCUACGGACAUUCACACAUGAAACACUCGCACGGAUAUUCACGCACGCCAGCGCGCACUCAAGGUUGUCACUCGCACUGCUCACACUCCCAUUCUGGCUUGCAAGCACUCACACACCCACUGUCA
This is a messenger RNA of Petromyzon marinus (sea lamprey), 962 nucleotides long. Its product is annotated as histone H2A.V. Gene Ontology annotation, cellular component: nucleosome. Gene Ontology annotation, molecular function: protein heterodimerization activity; DNA binding; structural constituent of chromatin. Lineage: Eukaryota; Metazoa; Chordata; Hyperoartia; Petromyzontiformes; Petromyzontidae. The record is from RefSeq and is a predicted model, not a curated record.